AAAAAACUGAUCUUAUUUUGCCUCGUUUCUGCCUUUCUCCAGAAUCUCCACGCCCACACAAAAAACGGGGAAAACAAAAAAGAAAAUAAUAAUAGUAUAAAAACGAAAUUAAAAAAUUCGGAGUAGCAGAGCUGAAAAGACCAGAAAAACAAUGAGCAGAAAUCCAAAACUCGCCGGCAUUCUCCAAUUGAAAUGAGCAUUCAUCAACAAGAUGCAGUUAAUCCAGAAACUCGAACAAUAAUCUCCUCUGAAUUUCUACUCUCCUUUUCCUUUUUAGGUACCAUUCCAAAAAUCUAAUCUGCAAUGGCCGCCGCCGCUGCCGCCGCCUCGCUGUUCGUCCCUUCUUCCUUGACCUCAACGCGGCAUAGACAGAGCAGUUCAAUCACUCCGCUGAGCUCUUCGUCAUCUUGCUUCUCAACUGGUGGGACCUCCGCGUGGGGCCAUGAAAAGUUUCAGCGACUUUUUCUCUCUCCUUCGUUUCAUUCGAGUAAGAAAAUGCACGCGCGUAGGUUUCGGAGAGCGACUGUGGUCGUCGCCGCAGCUGAUUACUACUCCACGCUUGGGGUGCUAAAAUCUGCCAGCACCAAGGAAAUUAAAGCUGCUUACAGAAAGCUGGCAAGGCAGUACCAUCCUGAUGUCAAUAAAGAGCCUGGAGCAACUGAAAAGUUCAAGGAGAUCAGUGCAGCUUAUGAGUUGAUUGAGAAAUCGAAGCUAUCAUUGCCGUAUAAGUUCGAUCUGGUACUAUCAGAUGACAAAAAAAGAGCUUUGUAUGAUCAAUAUGGUGAAGCUGGAGUCAAAAGUAGCGUUGGUGGAGCUGGCGGUUAUGCGGCAACCAACCCAUUUGAUCUAUUUGAAGCAUUUUUCGGGUCUAGUAUGAGUGGGUUCCCUGGAAUGGAUGGAUCUGGAUUUGGAACCACACGACGCAGUACUGUUUCGAAAGGUGAAGAUAUCCGUUAUGAUAUGACAUUGGAAUUUUCGGCGGCUAUAUUUGGGACUGAGAAAGAAUUUGAGUUGUCCCAUCUUGAGACCUGUGAAGUUUGUGCUGGCACUGGAGCAAAAGUAGGCUCCAAAAUGAGAAUAUGCUCAACAUGUGGUGGCAGAGGACAAGUCAUGAGAACUGAACAAACACCGUUUGGCUUGUUUUCACAGGUAUCUAUAUGCCCGAAUUGUGGUGGGGAUGGGGAAAUGGUAUCUGAAUCCUGCCGUAAAUGCUCUGGUGUUGGUCGGGUACGAGUUAGAAAAGAUAUCAAAGUGAAAAUUCCUCCUGGAGUUGCGAAAGGAAGUAUUCUUCGAGUUUCUGGAGAGGGUGAUGCUGGGCCAAAAGGAGGCCAACCUGGAGAUCUUUAUGUCUAUCUUGAUAUUGAGGAGAUACCUGAGAUUCAAAGAGACGGCAUAAAUCUCAACUCAACUAUUUCAGUCAGUUAUCUGGAUGCCAUAUUGGGGACUGUUAUGAAGGUUAAGACAGUUGAAGGAAUAACAGAUCUGCAAAUUCCACCUGGUACUCAACCUGGGGAUGUGCUAGUUUUGGCAAGAAAAGGUGCACCUAAACUUAACAGGCCAUCAAUCCGUGGUGACCAUCUAUUCAACGUGAAAAUUAGCAUACCAAAGCGUAUCAGUGAAAAGGAAAGAGAACUACUUGAGGAGCUUGCAACUAUUGGUAAAGCCCCUGCCAACCGUCCAAAAAGUCGCCCUAAAGUUAAAAAACCCGAUGAAAUUACGAAAAGUGAAGAAGUUCCUUUGGCAGAAAAUAAAGAUAAAUCAGAAGAUGAAGAUGACGUGUUGAAGAAGUUGAAAGAUUUUGCUGGGUCUGUUGCAAAUGGGGUUGUCAAGUGGUUUAAAAACAACUUAUGAUUUAUACCAUUUGAACCGCACCCAAUGGAUUUUCUUGGCGGCUUCAGGAUUCAAACGUGCGACAGAUCUUAGAUUUCUAGCAGAAAAAUUGCAGAAGCAUUCUUGGGGUAUUUUUUUUUUUUUUCAGUUCACCCUUUCCAUUUUUGUAAAUUAUUGCGAGCUUCACCUAAAUUGUACUCUUUUCUUUUUCGUGACCCAUUAUUUGUAAUCGGUAUCAGAUGAAAAUUUUGAGGAAAAUGAAGGUACACGUGAGGUGUAGCAAGAGCGCUGAUAGAUAUAGAAUAUAAUUGAUUUUGACUAGUCUGGAUCUUUGUUUACAUAACUCAAAAUUCCACUCAACUUUCAACUUUAAUCUAGUUUAACUCUUCUAUUUUUUAUCAAUAUAAUUGAAUAGUAUUUGUUCUCACACAUUACUUUAUUGACACUUUGUACAUUAUGUUUUGGUACAUAACGAUCUCAUUAAG
This is a messenger RNA of Striga asiatica, 2315 nucleotides long. The record is from the annotation of a GenBank genome assembly. Lineage: Eukaryota; Viridiplantae; Streptophyta; Magnoliopsida; Lamiales; Orobanchaceae.